Micropterus dolomieu (smallmouth bass) is the source of this 697-nucleotide messenger RNA. RefSeq names its product crystallin beta gamma X (gene crybgx). Lineage: Eukaryota; Metazoa; Chordata; Actinopteri; Centrarchiformes; Centrarchidae. The record is from RefSeq and is a predicted model, not a curated record. Bases 1 to 624 code for a protein of 207 amino acids. Gene Ontology annotation, biological process: lens development in camera-type eye; visual perception. Gene Ontology annotation, molecular function: structural constituent of eye lens. The transcript is spliced from 6 exons.
AUGAACAUCUUUACUAAGGUCCCAGGAUUAGCCCAACAAACCAGCAAGCUGGGGUCUGUGCUCCAACGUGCCUUCUACGGGUCCAGUGGGAGGGUGACCCUUUUCGAGCAGCGGAACUUCGCCGGCAGGCGGCUGGACCUGAGUUCUGACUGUGUCAGGCUCAGUGACAAGAACUUCCCAGAAAGAUGUAACUCUGUGCAGGUGGAGGGCGGAGCAUGGAUCGGUUACGAGCACGAGAACUUCCGGGGCCGUCAGUACCUGUGGGACAUGUCCGAACGGGGAGAGUACAGCUGCUACGACAAGUGGUGCGCUCAGCUGGACCACGUGUCCUCUGUCCGCGCUGUCAAACAGGACAACAACCCUGCCAGAGCUCAGCUGUUUGAGCGAGGCAGUUUCUCUGGUAAGAAGAUGGAGAUCCAGGAUGACAUCCCCAACCUGAUGAGCCGGUACAACCUCAACAGAGUCGCCUCCAUCCGCGUGCUCGGAGGAGCAUGGGUGGUCUAUCAGGAGCCAAACUACAGAGGGCCUCAUUAUGUCCUGGAGAAGCGUGAUUACAACAACUUCUCUGACUGGGGCAGUCAGAGCAACACCGUGGGCUCCAUGCGCAGAGUCCGCUUCAACUAAACGCCAUCGCCGAAGUCCUGCCAACACGAAGCCUGUCAGCCGAACACUUUGUAAUAAACUGUAAAAAGACAAA